CUCUACGCCUGGUCGCAGAAACUCAACACCAGCUGCAAGAUGAUGCGAUUAAGCUGCCUGCUCACUUGCUGCCUGCUCGGCGCGAUGCUGCUCGUGUUGCCUGCCACUGGAUACCCCAGCCCCAACAACUACUUCCGCGAAGAUGGAUAUGAGCCCGAAGAGAUCUUGAGCUUGCUCAACCGGCUCAACGACAUCAUCCAGAUGGAACGGAAACUGGAAACCUAUAAACAGGACAUUUCUAGGACUUUGAUGACUGCAACGAAUGCCAUCCCAAAGACAAUGCUGCCAGUCUACGAAGAAGAAAGUCCAAAGAAAGUGAUGCCAGUCAACGACGAGGAAAUAUCUAAUGAGAAACGCGACCUCGACAUGGGCUUAAACCGUGGCUUCUCCGGAGCUGUUCAGGCCAAGCACCUCAUAGGAAUGACUGCAUCUAGAUUUGCCGGAGGACCUGGAAGGAGGCGACGUGCUGCCCACUAAAAACUAAAAACUAAAGCUAAAAUAACCAAAAAAAACUAAAGUAAAGUAAUUUUAUGUCGCCGUCACCUCUAAAUGCUUUAAAACGUAAAGUUUAGACUAUGCUUAAUAUUUCCAAUAUUCAAUGUUGAAUCAAAAAAUGUAAUCCGUCAAUCUAAUAUGCAUUGUAAAUGUCGUAUUCCAAUCGGCCUACGAAAACAUUCUUUAUAGAGCUAAUUUUUGAAUCGUCAAAAAUUUUAGUAAAAUUUUAACAGAAAUAUUCUUAACAUAAUUUACUGUAUUUUUGUUAAUAAAAAAAAAUUAUUACUUACUUACCAAUAAAUAAAAUCAAACUUUAAAAUCAAUAUUUUUUGACGAUUGAAUAAUCAGCUUUUCACUGUGUUUUAUAAAACGAUUCUAGUCAUUGUAUCAUAGUAAUUUUUAGUUAGUCACUAUACCAAAAAGAGAAAUUGUGAUGAAUAAUAGAAAUUUUUCAAAAAUACAUUCCAAAGGAUCAAGUUGAUCUCUAAUUUUACACUAAACUGAUUAUACAUUCCAUACUUAUUGUAUUAAAGAAAAUUUAAAAAAACUAUCAUUACAUUAAAUUUUAACUUUAAACCAUGUUAAUAAAUUUAUUGUUGGUUUUUCCGUAAAAAAUACUUUCAUUUCUAUUUUUGUUAUUAUGUCAAAGAGCACAAACUAUAGAAAAAUUUAACUAUUUUUACUCGGCCAAUAUUAACUGCUUUAAACCAUCAUCAACUACUUUACACACGUUCGACUUUGUAUUGUAUAACAUCUCUAACGUCUAUAUCUAAGUUAUCAGUAUAGAACUAAUUACUGAAAUUGCUAUUGUAAUAUCAAUCUCAAAUUUGUAUUGUUUAACAUCUUACAUCAGUAUCAGUAUUGGAACAAUCAAUUCAACUUAGUAUUGUAUAACAUCUGAGACAUCAAUAUCUACUUAUUUCAUUAACCAACUGUCUCCGUAAUACUAUUUGUUUGACUAAAUACCUUCUGAAAUUUGUAUUGUAAUAUCGAUUUUAUACUGUAUAACAUCUUAGACAUCUGUAUUGAUACAAUUAACUUUUCAACUUAGUGUUAUAUAACAUCUGAGAUAUUAAAUAUCAAACUCAUCAACUCUUCAACUUUGUAUCAUCAUCAGUAUUUCCUAAUCAGUAUUAAAUACCUCUACAAAUCUUUGACCUUCUCUUAUACCUACUUCUCUAUGCCAAAAUAACUUGAUUGAAAUGUUUGAACGCUUAAAAUUUUUAGAUACCCUACUUUUUAUAAAAACUCGGCUGUAAGUAGUAGUAUUGUUACUCUUCUAGAAUACCUACGUCUCCUAAAUUAUACUAAAAGUGACGAAAAUCUAGUCUAUUUGUAAUUAAAUACCUCCUGUCUAGAGAUUAUUGUUAAUAAUAAAGAGAUAUACAU
Messenger RNA from Bicyclus anynana (squinting bush brown), 1884 nucleotides. RefSeq names its product diuretic hormone class 2 (gene Dh31). The transcript has 8 exons. Lineage: Eukaryota; Metazoa; Arthropoda; Insecta; Lepidoptera; Nymphalidae. The coding region runs from base 40 to 477 and encodes 145 amino acids. The record is from RefSeq and is a predicted model, not a curated record. Gene Ontology annotation, biological process: body fluid secretion. Gene Ontology annotation, molecular function: G protein-coupled receptor binding; diuretic hormone activity.